This is a messenger RNA of Kwoniella botswanensis, 1674 nucleotides long. RefSeq lists its product as uncharacterized. Gene Ontology annotation, biological process: response to hydrogen peroxide; hydrogen peroxide catabolic process. The record is from RefSeq and is a predicted model, not a curated record. Lineage: Eukaryota; Fungi; Basidiomycota; Tremellomycetes; Tremellales; Cryptococcaceae. The transcript has 11 exons. Gene Ontology annotation, molecular function: catalase activity; heme binding. Bases 1 to 1674 code for a protein of 557 amino acids. Gene Ontology annotation, cellular component: mitochondrion; cytoplasm; peroxisome.
AUGUCGAGCAACGAGAAGAAAUGUCCUGUCAAGAACACUGAGAUGGCGAGGAAUUAUGAGGAAGAUCGACAGACUAAGUCGCAAGAGACCGUCUAUACUACAUCGAACGGAUGUCCGGUACCUCACCCAUAUGCUACUCAACGAGCCGGUGUCAAUGGUCCUUUAUUACUGCAAGAUUUCCACUUGAUUGAUUUGCUUUCGCAUUUCGAUCGAGAGAGGAUCCCAGAAAGGGUCGUUCAUGCUAAAGGAAGUGCCGCACAUGGUGUAUGGGAAUGUACGGAAGGAUUAGAAGAUCUUUGUAUGGCAGAUAUGUUCAAAAAGGGUACGAAAUGCCCUUUGACCAUCAGGUUUUCUACAGUUGGCGGAGAAUCUGGCUCUCCAGACCUUCAAAGAGAUCCAAGAGGGUUUGCUAUCAAGUUUAAGACUCAAGAGGGCAAUUGGGAUUUCGUAGGUAACAAUACACCUGUCUUCUUCUUGAGAGAUCCGGCAAAAUUCCCUCAUUUCAUUCACACCCAAAAGAGACACCCAGCUACUCACUUGUCUGGAGGUGACGAUAGUACCAUGUUCUGGGAUUAUCUAUCCCAAAAUCCCGAAGCCAUUCACCAAGUCAUGAUCUUGAUGGGUGAUCGAGGUAUACCCCAAGGCUGGAGAUUCAUGCAUGGAUACUACGGCCAUACACUAAAAAUAGUCAAGAGGAACGGUGAAUGGGUAUACGCUCAAUUCCACAUUAUCUCCAAUCAAGGAACCAAAACUUUCACACAAGAAGAGGCUUCUUCUCUAUCUCCCGAUUACGGACAGAAGGAUCUCUACGAAGCUAUCGAAAAAGGAGAUUACCCAUCUUGGACAAUGAAGGUCCAAACGAUGACUGCCACGGAAGCCGAGGAAUUAUGGGAGAAACAGAGGAUCAACGUAUUUGACUUGACUCACGUGUGGCCUCAAAAACAAUUCCCUCUUAGGCCUGUCGGGACAUUGACAUUGAACGAGAAUCCUAAGAACUACUUUGCCGAAGUCGAACAAUCCGCUUUCAACCCUGCCCAUAUGAUUCCAGGUAUAGAACCGAGUGCCGACCCAGUCUUACAAUCUCGUCUGUUCUCUUACCCUGAUGCGCACCGACACAGAAUCGGAGCAAACUACCAACAAUUACCUGUCAAUGCGCCAAUAUGUCCAUUCAGAAUGGCCAAUUUCCAACGUGAUGGUCAAAUGGCAUUCUUCAACCAGGGUUCCAGACCUGCUUAUCUAUCUUCAAUCGAACCUAUUCAAUUCAAAGAUCGGGCUUAUGACCUUAACAAAGUACACGGUAAAUUCGUUGGCGAAGCGGUAUCAUUCUUAAGUGAGAUUCGACCAGAAGAUUUCAAUGCCCCUCGAAAACUCUGGAGAGACGUUUUCAGUGCCGAGUCUAAGAAGAGAUUCAUCGAAACUGUUUCAGGACAUAUGAAGAAUUGCAAAGACCAGGAAAUUCUCAAGAGACAGAUAGCGAUUUUCAGAGAAGUAUCUCCAGAUAUCGCUGAAGGUUUAGAGAAAAAGUUAGGCUUUAAAGGUUAUAGCGGAAUCAAGGGCAUGAACUUUAAUGGAACUCAUAAUGGUAUGACUGAGAAGAAGAUCCCAGCCAACGGGAUGACUGUAGAUAGUGAGGUCGUUUUCAACAAUGGUGCUCCCAGACGAUCUAGAUUGUGA